Molecule: messenger RNA, 417 nt
Organism: Oppiella nova
Lineage: Eukaryota; Metazoa; Arthropoda; Arachnida; Sarcoptiformes; Oppiidae
Source: the annotation of a GenBank genome assembly
CUUGACAUCUCUCAUAACAAAUUCCGCACAUUAUUUGCUGACGUGUUUCGCGGACUUAAACGCCUGGAAGUGUUGGAUCUGAGCAAUGGUCACAUCAAAUACAUCGACGAACACGCCUUCGACGGCCUCGAGAUGCUCAAGGAAUUGAAUAUUGAAAACAAUCAGUUGUCGUCCAUUUAUUUAGAGCUCUUUCAAAGUAUACUCAAUCUUAGCGUGCUGAACGUCGGGGGCAAUAGUAUCAGUCACUUAACGGGCGGUAUAUUCGCGUCGAUGACAGGCCUCAGAAAACUAGUUCUCUGGCGGAACCGAAUCGUCAGUAUUAAUGAUAACGCGUUCGUCGGCUUAGAGCUGUUGGAAGAGCUAUACCUCAACGACAAUCACUUAACUCGCGUGCCAUCGAUAGCACUGCAGUCGCUG